Purpureocillium takamizusanense is the source of this 1192-nucleotide messenger RNA. RefSeq lists its product as uncharacterized. Gene Ontology annotation, cellular component: ribonucleoprotein complex. Gene Ontology annotation, biological process: ribosome biogenesis. The transcript has 2 exons. The record is from RefSeq and is a predicted model, not a curated record. NCBI's taxonomy places the organism in Eukaryota, Fungi, Ascomycota, Sordariomycetes, Hypocreales, Ophiocordycipitaceae. The coding region runs from base 224 to 973 and encodes 249 amino acids.
GGAUUUUGUAGAAAAAUUUCAGGCGAGCGACAGCGACACCCAGUUUCCUGCCGAACCGCUCGCAACAACCACCACCACCACCACCGACCCAUUGGACCAGCCGCCACCGUGCACUGGCAGACGGACAUUCCGCACAUUUCGACACACCUCCUACAGGGCCCAAUUGUUUGUCCCAACACAAUUUGUCUGUCCCGCCGGCAGAGCACCUUUCAAAUUCGAAGCCAUGGCCGCCGAGAGACCAGACAAGAAGGACAAGAAGGAGAAGAAGGAGAAGCGCGCCAGCGAUGAGACGGGCGUGAGCAAGUCCAAGAAGGAGAAGAAGGAAAAGAAGGAGAAGAAGGACAAGCUCGCGGCCGCACUGGAGGAGAAGCUGCAGAAGGAUGCCGCCGCCCAGAGCGCCGGCAAGGCCGCGGCGGCGGCGGACGACGACGACGACUCAGAUAUGGAGGAGGCCAAGGAGGAACUGCCGCUGGAGCGGACCGUCGUUCCCUUUGCGGUGCCCGUCGCGGACGAGAAGGGCAUGAAGAAGGUCUACAAGACGAUCCGAAAAGCGGCCAAGAACGGCACUCUCAAGCGCGGCGUCAAGGAGGUGGUCAAGACACUGCGCAAGUCGUCCCCCUCGGCCCCCGGAUACACGGGCUUCCCCGGCGUGGUCGUCAUCGCCGGCGACAUCUCGCCGCAGGACGUCAUCUCGCACAUCCCCGUGCUGUGCGAGGACCACAACGUGCCCUUCAUCUUCGUGACGUCGCGCGCGGAGCUGGGCGCGUCGGCCAAGACGAAGCGCCCGACGAGCGUCGUCAUGAUCAUGGAGAAGGCCGAGGGCAAGAAGAAGGCGGCGGCGGCUAAGGGCGCCGACAAGGACAAGGACGACGAGGGCGAGGGCUUUGGUGAGGCCUACGCGUCGCUGGUCAAGUACGCGCAAAAGGAGUACACGAAGCAGGCGUUUUGGGCCAAGGGCGAGUCCAAGGCAUGAAUGAGGGUGAGCGCGUCGAAGCGCGGGACGAGACGGCAGGAGUGGCUGGUUCUAUGACCUGAGGGCGCGGCGACGCUGUGUGCCAUGGUGCGUGUGGUGGUGGCUUCAAUCUGGCUGUACAAAUACCAGAGGUUUGGCUUGCAAGGCCGGACGGACAGGGCGGCGUUCAGGUUUACUCUGCAUUAACAAGGCAUACACAUUUUUUUCCUCUCUUGCAAG